Messenger RNA from Lentinula edodes (shiitake mushroom), 1194 nucleotides. Its product is annotated as Alpha/Beta hydrolase protein. NCBI's taxonomy places the organism in Eukaryota, Fungi, Basidiomycota, Agaricomycetes, Agaricales, Omphalotaceae. Bases 1 to 1194 code for a protein of 397 amino acids. The record is from RefSeq and is a predicted model, not a curated record. The transcript has 2 exons. Gene Ontology annotation, molecular function: hydrolase activity.
AUGGGUCCUAGUUCCAGUCGAAGAUGGGCUUUAAAAGCCCAAGCUGUAAUGUGGCGCAAUCUAAUGGAUAUUGGCAUGCACCUCCAUAUGCUCGCACCCCCUGCUGCACCUUCCCCUUCCUUUUCAAUCAAUAUAUCUUCCAAACUAGCAUCCAAACCAGGAAAAAUUCCUCUCCAUUUUUAUGUUCCAGAAUCCUACAAUUCAGACGAAACCACACAAACUAAACGUGUCUUUCCAAUUGUAAUUAAUUUCCACGGCGGCGGGUUCACUAUCGGACGCGCAACAGAUGAUGCGCGGUGGGCUAGAGCUGUAGUGCACUAUGCUGACGCCGUUGUAGUGUCUGUAGAUUACAGACUCGCACCGGAGCAUCCAUUCCCUAUCGCCAUCGAGGAUGGAGUAGACGCCACACUAUACCUCAUCGAGCAUGCAGAGGAGCUGAAGAUUGAUCCUCAUCGAAUCGCAUACAGCGGUUUUUCUGCUGGAGGUAACAUGUCGUUUAGUGUACCUAUCCGGCUUGCCGAGGAAUAUCGCAUUCGGAAAACCAAGAGGGAUGCUGGCUCAGACACUAGUAGUGCGAUGACACAGGAGGGUACCGUAAUCGCCAUCUCUUCCUGGUACCCAUCCAUCGAUUACACCAACACACGAGACGAGCGUCGAAAAACGAACGUCCGCAGCGACAAAGACCUUCCCAAAUUCUUCACCAACCUUUUCGAUUCCAGCUACCUCUACCCAGUGAACGGCGUCGACCUCAAAUCACCCUGGCUCAGUCCCGGAAUCGCGCCAAACGAGAUGAUCAAGGACCUGCCCGAGAAUAUCGUCUUUUACACCUGCGAAUGGGACGAACUGUGCGCGGAGGCGGAUCGGUUCCACCAUCGUCUCGUGAACGAUUUCGGAAAGAAAGUCGUUUACAAGAAAGUCAUGGGAGUGACACAUGCGUUCGACAAGACGCCCAAUCCGUUGCAUUGGGAUCCGAAGAUCGAGACAAUGUAUAGAGAUGCGUGUCGGGAGCUCAGGACGGUCUUUUAUGGUUCUUCGUCAGACAGCGCUCUUGAGGAGGCGGUUGCGGAAGGUAAAGAGGGCCAACAGGCUACGGUAACCACAAGAAUGGAGGAUAUAAAGUUCCCGUCGUCGCAAGAUAGUUUAGCAACAGUUGGUAGUAGGUAUCAAGAGCCUGUUGCAGGUAGUACAAAUUGA